This is a messenger RNA of Saprolegnia diclina VS20, 2053 nucleotides long. RefSeq lists its product as hypothetical. The transcript has 2 exons. Bases 8 to 1975 code for a protein of 655 amino acids. NCBI's taxonomy places the organism in Eukaryota, Oomycota, Saprolegniomycetes, Saprolegniales, Saprolegniaceae. The record is from RefSeq and is a predicted model, not a curated record.
GGCCGAAAUGAAGCUGCUCGUGGCGUGCCCGGACCAGGAGGUCUUCCUCGUCACCGUCGACGGCGAGAGCUCCAUCAAGACGCUCGCUUCCGACGUCCGUACCAAGUUCUCGAGCAUCUACCACGACCGUGACGAACUCUCGGCGGACCUCUACCUCCAGAAGGCCAUCCCGGGCAUCAAUGUCCGCCACCAUACCGACGCGCCAAUGGCCGACGUCGAUCCGAGCAUGACGGUCGCCGAUGCCUUCGACGAGAUGGAAGUCGUGUACGUGCAGACGGGCCGCAUCCACAAGCGUGCGGUGCCCGACGCCGAGGCCAACCAGCCCCCGGCCAAGAAGGCCAAGAAGAUGGCGACGUCUGCCCCUACUACCGAGCAGCCGAAGGCGGCCAAGGCUGUCGCGGCCAAGGCUGUCGCGGCCAAGGCUGUCGCGCCCAAGGUUGUCGCGCCCAAGCCCAAGACUGCGAAGCCUGCCCCGGCACCGGAGGCCACUGCCGAAAAGAGCUUGAAGAAGACCAAGAAAGUCGCAACGGCCGCUCCGGUGGAGGUUGCCCAGGUGACGGCGGUCAAGGUGGUCGUCCCGAAGGAGGCUACACCCAAGGUGAAGGUCGUCAAGGAGAACGUCGCCAAGGACAAGGUCGUCAAGGAGAAGGUCGUCAAGGAGAAGGUCGUCAAGGACAAGGUCGUCAAGGGCAAGGUCAUCAAGGAGAAGGUUGUCAAGGCGAAGGUCGUCAAGGCGGCUGCUCCGGUUGAGGCUGCGCCUGCCGUUCCUACGCAGGUCGAGAUCUCGCAGGAGGCGGCGGCGACGAAGGCCUUCGAGCUCCCCUCGGUGCCCAUCUACUCGAGCUCGGAAGACGAAGAUGACAAGCCGAUCAAGAAGAAGACGCCCGUCGUUGCUGCUGCGGUUGUCGCCACGACACCCGUCGUCAAGGAAAAGAAGACGCCGACAACGCCGGCUGCCGAGGCCGCAACGACCCAAGUGACGCCGGCCCCCAAGAAGCGCAUCGUCAAGGCUAAGGACGCUGCCGAAGCCGCUCCUGCUGUGGUCGAGGAAGGUGAAGCGGCUCCGACUACCGACUCGCCCGCGCCGGUGAAGCGUGGGCGCAAGCCCAAGGUGGUCGCCGAGUCGGCGCCUGUCGACGCUGCUCCUGUUGCUGCUGUGGCUACCACCGAGGUGUCACCCGCCCCCAAGAAGCGCGGCCCCAAGCCGAAGGUUGCCGUCGCAGAAGUCGCUGCUGAGGGCGCUGCCGCAACGGUCGUCUCCCCUGUCCCAAAGAAGCGCACGCCCAAGGCCAAGGUGGCUGUCGAGGCACCGACCGUUGUCAAUGUAGCGACGGCCCCGACGCCGAAGAAGGCCAGCCCCAAGCCCAAGGCUGUUGCGGCGGUGUCGACCGAGGUGGUAGCGGCGGUUGUAUCGCCGGAACCCACCAAGGCCUCGCCCAAGGGUGCGGCGCCGGUGGUGACCCCGGUGGCGUCGCAGGUCACCGAGUCGGAGGACGAUGCGAAGCUCUCGCAGAAGAAGCCUUCGCCCAAGGCGGCCGAGCCGAAGAAGCCGUCGCCCGUGGCCGCGGAGAAGCCGUCCAACAAGCGCAAGGCGAUUGCGAUGGAGAUGCAGAAGCGCGUGAUCGAGGACUCGUCGUCGGACGAUGAUUUUGACGACCUCAAGCCCGUCAUGCCGCUCAAGAAGAAGGUGGUCGCGUCAUCGACGCCGCAGCCCAAGACGACGUCGGCCCUGGACGCCGCCGUGCGCAAGGUCAAGCUCCAGAUGCCAACGAGCUCAACGGACGAGACCGAGUCCGACUCGGACGUGGUCAAGAAGCCCAAGGCGCACAAGAAGCGCGAGUCGGGCGCGAGCAGCAUGUUUGGUGCGAUCGUAUCGGCCAACCGGCUCAGCCUCAGCGGCGAGCUCGGCGCGCUCUCCAAGACGUCGAGCAACCCGUUCAAAAAGAGCACCAAGAAGACAACGUUUGCGUUGUAGUCCUAUAUCUUGGAUCGACAGUAGGAAUAGUAGAGUUUGUUUUUGCGCCAAUCAAUUGUCGACUGCACUCGUCACAAA